Messenger RNA from Meloidogyne enterolobii, 897 nucleotides. The record is from the annotation of a GenBank genome assembly. NCBI's taxonomy places the organism in Eukaryota, Metazoa, Nematoda, Chromadorea, Rhabditida, Meloidogynidae.
AUGCUAAAUCGUUCUCAAGAAAUGGAAGAACAAUGUUUACCUAUUGUUUCACUUGUAAUUGUAGCAGACAAAACUAGAUGUCCGGCAAAUUUUGUUCCGAUAACCUCCACUCACGACGACAACAGCGAUGCAGAUUUGUGGAAGGAUGGCUUCGGUUUUGGUAUAUUUACUCGUUCUGUCAGAUAUUUGGCUGUUAAUAGACGAGUUGCUGAUACGAAUGGACCUUUGGAGGUUUUGACUGAUUUGGCUGUUAUUUCUGACAAAGAAGCUGUGCCUUCUAGCUUUAUUUGUUUAGACUUUACUGUUGAUACAAAAGAAAGAGCUUUAAAGAAAAAAUUUCUUUGUGCACGCUUUUCUCCUAGAAACGAAGCUUUGGAUGCCGUUACAAAUAUUAUAAUUUUGGGGAAAACUAAACGACCACCUCGUGGAUAUUCUUUAGCAGGAGAAGUCGAUGGAAUGUCAAUUUGUUUUAAAGUCAGUACUAUACCUGAAAAUUAUGGUCGUUUAACACACAGCCAGUCACAUGAAUUGGAUCGACUCGGAAAUUGUAAUCUUUCUUCUGCUUCUCCAGCCGUCACGGGUCUAUAUCCAACAGUAAAUAGACACUCAACUAGUGAUUUGGACAAAGUGGGACAAAAUGUCAUUCAAUCGACAAAUCAGCACAAUAUUAAUGCAGUUUUUAGAGGAAUUGAUAGAGUCCCGUUUGAAUUAAAUCCACUUUUUGCGUUUGUGUUGAGUGAGAAAAAUGUUCUUUCCAAACUUCCCCCAAUACCCAAUUUACGAGCAUUAGAGGCUAAAUAUAUUGAUAAAUACAACUUUCAAUUGGAACGUUCAAUUAUUUCUCCAGCAACAACGCCAUCUUCACCGCCUAAUUUUAACAAUUUUAAUACUUUUUAA